AUGCCGAAACCGCAAAGCCCCUCUCUCCUCUCGCCAGCCAACUACGAUAACGAUGCCGCCUCUCUGCGAUCGCCCUCGGAGCAAGAUUCCGACUCGGAAGAUGAUGAGUUCCUCCGUCACCCCCGCAGCACCCUCGAGCUCGCCCAGCAUGAUCGCAGCGUGCUAGAAGAUGAAGACGAGCUGGAGAAACUAUUGACCAGGAGAGGUCCGACUCAUGAGCUUCGCCGCAUCUUCAGUCCUAAUGGGACUAGCGUGCGGAUCGGAAAGAAGGAGAAGCGGCGGGCGCGAAGGGAGGCACGACUAGCACGUCGGGAGAGAGUCAGCGAGGAAGGAGAAUUGAUGUAUGAGAUGGAGGAGGGCUUCAGAGAUGAUGAAACAUCGUCUCUAAUGAGCGGGUCCUCCAUGGACAUAGCUGCGAAGGAGGACUAUCUCUACGAGCCGCCGCAAAAACCUUCAUGGCACAAGCUUUUGUUUGUGUCUACCAUAAUCGUCGUCCUUUUCUUCAUCCUUCUUCUGGGUGCAUACAAGGCAUCGGGCCCGUUCCGAUCUAUCAGGGUCCAUCCUCCAUCACUCCUCUCCAACGGCACCGCACUCUUUGCGCCAACAACAAUUUUGAUUUCCCUGGAUGGGUUUCGAGCCGACUUCCUGGACCGCGGGCUAACUCCAGCCCUAAGUGCGCUCAUUGCGACCGGCGUCUCGCCGCAAUACAUGAACCCCAGCUUUCCAAGUGUGACUUUCCCAAAUCAUUUCACACUGGUGACUGGACUGUAUCCUGAGAGCCAUGGGGUCGUGGGUAACACAUUCUGGGAUCCGGACCUCAACGAAGAAUUCUAUUACACACAUCCGGCAGUCAGCAUGCAGCCGAAGUGGUGGAAUGCCGAACCUCUGUGGGAAACAGCAGAAAAGCAAGGAGUGCGAACUGGUAUCCAUAUGUGGCCGGGGUCAGAAGCACACAUUGGCAGUGUCGAGCCAAGCUAUGUGGACAAAUAUAAUGGCUCGGAGGCCUUGCCGCGCAAAGUCGACCGUGUGAUGGAGCUCCUGGACCUUCCUGGACCAGAGGACCAAUCGUACACGAUAGCCCAGCGGCCUCGGUUCAUUGCAGCCUAUGUUCCCGAUGUUGAUAAGGAGGGACAUAACCAUGGACCCAACAGCACCGAAAUUCAGAGCACGAUUGCCCAUGCAGACGAGAUGGUCGCCGGGAUUGUCGCUGGUCUUGAAAGCCGCAAUCUCACCAACAUUGUCAAUAUCGUGGUCGUCUCUGAUCAUGGAAUGGCCACCACCUCGACUGAUCGAUUGGUCCAGUUAGAUGACGAGAUUGAUUUGAGCCUCGUGGAGCGCAUCGAUGGCUGGCCAUCCCGUGGCCUGCGUCCCAAACAACCUGAACAUCUCGAGCUUCUACAACAGCAAGUCGAAAAACUAGGAAGGAAAUAUGCAAACGGGGUGGAGGUUUACACUCGCGAGACCAUGCCUGAACGCUAUCACUUUUCAAACAACGAGCGCAUCGCUCCGCUUUGGGUGAUCCCGAAGACUGGGUGGGCGAUUGUUGAGCGACCGGAGUUUGAUGUUCAGGAAGCCUUGAGGACGGGCGAGAUCUACCACCCUCGAGGGAUUCACGGUUAUGACCAUGAACAUCCUCUUAUGCGUGCUAUUUUCAUCGCUCGUGGCCCCGCGUUCCCUCAUACACCUAAUAGCCGCCUUGAGGCAUUCCAAAACACUGAGGUUUAUAACAUCGUAUGCGACUCGUUGGGGAUUAAUCCACUUCCCAACAAUGGAACUCUUCGUCUUCCUUUGCAGCCGGUUGGUCUUCACUCAGACGAGGAUACACCGCCUCUUGUGCGACCAUCCGACCCACCUGAGCAACCCCCGGCCACCGUUGCACCCUCUGCACCUACCCCUCCAGUCGUCGAAGCACCACCUGCCACUGACUCUGAGAGUGAGGAUGAAAAGGGCCCAACCUGGUGGGGAACUCUGUGGACGAAAGUCGAGGAAUGGAAGGAUUGGGCCAGUGAGCUUUUUGCGGCGGAGAAAGACAACCAUCCGCAGAAGUAG
This is a messenger RNA of Penicillium macrosclerotiorum, 2049 nucleotides long. RefSeq names its product nucleotide pyrophosphatase/phosphodiesterase family protein. NCBI's taxonomy places the organism in Eukaryota, Fungi, Ascomycota, Eurotiomycetes, Eurotiales, Aspergillaceae. Gene Ontology annotation, molecular function: ribonucleoside triphosphate phosphatase activity; nucleoside triphosphate diphosphatase activity. The record is from RefSeq and is a predicted model, not a curated record. Gene Ontology annotation, biological process: nucleoside triphosphate metabolic process. Bases 1 to 2049 code for a protein of 682 amino acids. The transcript has 3 exons.